GGUGAGAGUCACAUGACCCUGAGUUGACCAAUCAUGAGAGGGAGAGGAUGGAAAGAGGGAGAGGAAGAGGAAGAUGAGUGGUCUGGUUAAGAGCCCAGAGGUGUCUGAGAUCUCCGCCUCUGAGGGGACCCCUGGGCAACCCCUGACCCUGGGCUGCCAAAUGUCCGGGUUUUACCCUCCUGAAAUCAAGGUGCACUGGCUGCGUGUCCACAGGGACCAGGAGGAGGCGCUCUCAGAGGGCCUGGCCCUCUGGGGGCCCAUAGAGACGCACCCCUACAUCUUCAGGGCCAGCGCCCAGGCCUCGGUCCCAGACAGAGGGACUGAGGGGGGGAACGGGGGGAGCCUGAUCAAGUGCAUCAUCGAACACAGCUCACUGGAGAGGCCCCUAGAGAGACAGUGGAGACACACCUGCACAGGUAAGACUGAGAGACACACCUGCACAGGUAAGACUGAUUCACACACCUGCACAGGUAAGACAGAGACACACACCUGCACAGGUCAGACUGAGACACACACCUAUACAUAUAAUACUGAGACACACUCCUGCACAGGUAAGACUGAGACACACACCUGCACAGGUCAGACAUACUGAGACACACACCUGCACAGGUAAGACUGAUUCACACACCUGCACAGGUAAGACAGAGACACACACCUGUACACAUAAUACUGAGACGCAGACCUGUACAGGUAAGACAGAGACACACACCUGCACAGGUAAGACUGAGAGACACACCUGCACAGGUAAGACUGAGACACACCUGCACAGGUAAGACUGAGACACAGACCUGUACAUAUAAUACUGAGACACACACUUGCACAGGUAAUACUGAGACACACACCUGCACAGGUAAGACU
Lepisosteus oculatus (spotted gar) is the source of this 858-nucleotide messenger RNA. Lineage: Eukaryota; Metazoa; Chordata; Actinopteri; Semionotiformes; Lepisosteidae. The record is from RefSeq and is a predicted model, not a curated record.